UGUUUUGCAGUUUUUUUACUAAUUGAAAAAAAGGAAUUGGCUCAGUGAAAAACAAAAUGGAACAAUAUUAUUUUCCAUGAUUGUGCAAAUUUGCCCAUUACAUUUUUUUUGUUCUUUAUAUGCAACUACAGUCUACUUCUUUGAAGUUUCGUCACACUCAUUUUUCUUUAUCAUUUUGCAGUGUUUUUAAGAAGAUAAGAUGGAAGACAAGAGUGCAAUCAAGAAAGAUGUUACAGAAUUGAUAGGCAAUACCCCAAUGGUAUAUCUCAACAAUGUUGUGGAUGGUUGUGUAGCCCGUAUUGCUGCCAAGCUUGAGAUGAUGCAACCAUGUUCCAGUGUUAAAGACAGGAUUGGAUAUAGUAUGAUAAAAGAUGCAGAGGAUAAGGGUUUGAUUACACCAGGGAAGACUAUUCUCAUGGAGGUGACAAGUGGCAAUACUGGCAUUGUUUUGGCUUUCAUUGCAGCCGUAAAGGGUUACAAACUAUUACUUAUCAUGCCAGCUUCAAAUAGCCUUGAGAGGAGAACUGUCUCUAGCUUUUGGAGCCGAGUUGUACCUUACAGAUCCUGCCAAGGGCCUUGAUGGUGUUCUUCAGAAGGCUGAUGAGCUCUUAAGCAAAAUCCCUAAUAGUUAUUGGUUUAAACAAUUUGCAAAUCCUGC
Molecule: messenger RNA, 658 nt
Organism: Quercus robur (English oak)
Lineage: Eukaryota; Viridiplantae; Streptophyta; Magnoliopsida; Fagales; Fagaceae
Product: cysteine synthase-like
Exons: 4
Coding region: 200-580 (126 amino acids)
Cellular component (GO): cytoplasm
Molecular function (GO): cysteine synthase activity
Source: RefSeq, a predicted model, not a curated record